AUACAAAGGCCGCUUGGGCAAGGUCCAUGGCACACCACUACUGAAGCUACAUAAUCAUGGAUUAGGUGAUUAAUGGUCAGUAUAUAAACCUUGGUUGGUAUUUCGAGAGGCAUUGAAGACCGUCAACAUGCUUGCCUUGACGGGUCUAGCGCUCGCGCUCCUAGCGCUUCCCGGCGUUUUAGGGCAAGAAUCGCGCUGCGCCGCUAACGCCACUCACUCCAUCCACGACUUCACGCUGACUACGAUCGAUGGCGCCAAACAGAUCACCCUGUCUGACUACAAAGGGAAGAUCGUGAUCGUCAUCAAUGUGGCCAGUUUCUGAGGGUUGGUCUUCCAGUACCCCUUGCUGAAUGCACUACGCGAGGAGUACCCUGACGACUUGGAGAUUCUUGCUUUCCCGUGUAACCAGUUCCGCUUGCAGGAGCCGGGCUCCAACAGCGAGAUCAUGCCGCUGUUGCAGCACGUGCGCCCGGGCGGGGGCUAUGUGCCCAACUUCCCGAUGUUUGAGAAGUUGGAGGUGAACGGUGAAUCGGAACACGCCUUGUACACGCGGCUGAAGAGUGUCUGUCCUCCCGUGAAGAUCGACAUCGGCGACCCUGAGCAAAUGUUCUGGUCUCCCAUCCGCGUAGGCGAUAUCACCUGGAACUUUCAGAAGUUUCUGAUCGACGCUGAGGGCGUCCCAUACAAGCGAUACAACCCAUCGGUGAUUCCUGAUCAGCUGAAGGACGAUAUCGAGUUGUUGAUUACUAUGAGAGAUAUGGCAACCUCGCCUCCAGAACCUGAGGACAAAACAACACAAAGUAGUGGGGCAGCCGCUCCCAAAUUUUGGUAGACGAAAAUAGUGUCUUCAAACUGGCCCUUUUUAUUAUGGGAAUCCAUUAUGUCCUAAAUAUAAGAACAAAUGAAUACUAAUUGUUUAACAAAUUUAUAAAUGAUGUAAGAAAUAAUUGUAAAAAUAAUGUUCGUUUGUGCUAAAUGUGUUUGAUCCUGAUUUGGGUACAACAUUGACAAACUUUUGAUAAACAUUUUCUACCAGAUUUUUUUGAGAGAUUUCGUUAUUUCGACUGAAUGUUUGUGUCACAUCACAGCUGAUGACGAGCCGUUUGUAAAUGCCACAAAAUGGCGGGCGAGCGGUUUUGAUGCUUGUUCAAACGUGCAUGCUCUUGUGCAUUCGGGCAUGCGCAGUUCGGACAACUGUGGUCAAGCAGACGCUUGUCGAGCUAACGAAAUCUUUGGCUAUAAAUAUUAUAGACUUUGUUUAUCGAUCAUUCAAUAUGAAGUCAAAAUUGAAAUAAAUGUUCCAAAGAACCUGAAAGCAAACGGAAAAUAUCUGUA
This is a messenger RNA of Patiria miniata (bat star), 1335 nucleotides long. Its product is annotated as glutathione peroxidase-like. Gene Ontology annotation, molecular function: glutathione peroxidase activity. Lineage: Eukaryota; Metazoa; Echinodermata; Asteroidea; Valvatida; Asterinidae. Gene Ontology annotation, biological process: response to oxidative stress. The transcript is spliced from 2 exons. The record is from RefSeq and is a predicted model, not a curated record.